AUGGCGUCCUCGGAGCAGGGAGAGCAGCCGGGCCAGCCCAGCUCUUCUCCAGGAAGUGAAAAUGUGUCCCGAGAGCCGUUGAUCGCUACAGCUGUGAAGUUUCUGCAGAAUUCCCGAGUCCGCCAGAGCCCCCUGGCCACCAGGAGAGCAUUCCUUCAGAAGAAAGGGCUGACGGAUGAAGAGAUUGACCUGGCACUCCAGCAGUCCGGCACUGCCGCCGACGAGCCCGCGUCCUUGGGCCCAGCUGCCCAGCUGCUUCCCGUCCAGUCCCCGCAGCUCGUUGCGCAGCCAUACAGCCCCGCGGGCUCCCGAUGGCGAGAUUAUGGCGCCUUGGCCAUCAUCAUGGCCGGAAUCACGUUUGGCCUUCACCAACUCUACAAGCAGUACCUGCUCCCCCUCAUCCUGGGUGGCCGUGAGGACCGGAAGCAGCUGGGCAGGAUGGAGGCGAGUCUCUCGGAGCUGAGUGGCAGCGUGGCCCAGACAGUGACCCAGCUGCAGACGACGCUCGCCGCGCUCCAGGAGCUGCUGCUCCAGCAGCAGCAGAAGGUCCAGGAGCUUGCCCACGAGCUGGCCACUGCCAAGGCCACCACAUCCACCAACUGGCUCCUGGAGUCCCAGAACAUCAAUGAGCUCAAAUCGGAAAUUAACUCCCUGAAAGGGCUUCUUUUGAACCGGAGACAGUUCCCGCCUUCCCCCUCAGCCCCGAAGAUCCCCUCCUGGCAGAUGCCCGUGCAGUCAGCGGCUCCAUCCAGCCCCGCGGCCGUGAGCCACCACAGCAGCAGCGACAUCUCGCCUGUCAGCAACGAGUCCGCGUCCCCCUCCCCGGGCAAGGAGAGCCACAGCCCCGAGGGCUCCACAGCCACCUACCACCUGCUGGGCCCCCAGGAGGCCGGCGAGGGGGCGGUGGACGUGAAGGGCCAGGUGCGGAUGGAGGUGCAGGGCGAGGAGGAGAAGAGGGAGGACGAGGAAGAUGAGGAGGACGACGUGGGCCAUGUGGACGAGGAGGACUGCCUGGGAGUGCAGAGGGAGGACCGCCGGGGCGGCGACGGGCAGAUCAACGAGCAGGUGGAGAAGCUGCGGCGGCCUGAGGGUGCGAGCAAUGAGCAUGAGCGCGACUAGGCCGGGACCACAUCCGGCAGGUGGGCCUGUGGCUCCGCCCCCUCACCUCUGGCUUGGGGAAGUCCCCAGCCGUGGCAGUGGACAAUCGUGAUUCUGUCCCCCAGCCUCAUGGACGCACACCUUGUCCCUGCGUCCUGGCUCGCUAACACCCGCAUGGCGCGAGCUCGUGUCCUGCCUGCCUGUCCGGCAGGGGCUCUGCGGCCCCUCUGGCCUCCGCUGUUCUCGUCCCCUGGGCCGCGGGCCUUCUCUCACUGUGGUCCAAAGCCAGUGCCCUGGCUCCCUCCCUGGGCAGGGGCUGUCAGGGCCCUGGAUCCCGUGAGGAUUGCCAUCUUGGGCACCUGUGCCCAGCCCUACUGGCUGUUCCCGCUGUCCUCCCAGAUGAUGGGCCCUGCCUUGACACGUGUACCCCGCGCCCAUGUGGAGCUGGGCAGAGGGCCCUGCUGACUGCUGGCCUCGCUGUUCCCCCACCAGAACACGUGUCCGUCAGUGUGAUCAUGUGUAGAUUUCAGAGGAUCAGACAUGACUGUAUAUAAUUGUAAUAAAUCCGAAUUACUGCUGUUUAA
Messenger RNA from Ochotona curzoniae (black-lipped pika), 1682 nucleotides. It is a transcript of the gene PEX14, whose product is annotated as peroxisomal biogenesis factor 14. The coding region runs from base 1 to 1119 and encodes 372 amino acids. The transcript has 9 exons. Gene Ontology annotation, cellular component: peroxisomal importomer complex; peroxisomal membrane. NCBI's taxonomy places the organism in Eukaryota, Metazoa, Chordata, Mammalia, Lagomorpha, Ochotonidae. The record is from RefSeq and is a predicted model, not a curated record. Gene Ontology annotation, molecular function: signaling receptor binding. Gene Ontology annotation, biological process: protein import into peroxisome matrix, docking.